This is a messenger RNA of Gadus chalcogrammus (walleye pollock), 2627 nucleotides long. It is a transcript of the gene lyl1, whose product is annotated as LYL1 basic helix-loop-helix family member. NCBI's taxonomy places the organism in Eukaryota, Metazoa, Chordata, Actinopteri, Gadiformes, Gadidae. The coding region runs from base 1 to 1062 and encodes 353 amino acids. The record is from RefSeq and is a predicted model, not a curated record. The transcript has 3 exons. Gene Ontology annotation, molecular function: protein dimerization activity; RNA polymerase II cis-regulatory region sequence-specific DNA binding; DNA-binding transcription factor activity, RNA polymerase II-specific. Gene Ontology annotation, biological process: regulation of transcription by RNA polymerase II.
AUGACCAUGAAGAUGAAGACGGGAGCAUCCAACACACCCCGUCUCCCCCCGUUACGGUCAUCCCCCCCGCCUCUGCUCCCGACGACCGCAUCCACAGCAUCCCCGAAGACCACCGCAGCUCGCUCCCCCCGGGCCCCGCCCGCUCCCCUGCCCCCCCACAUCCCCGUCAUCAGCCUGGGCCACAGCAAGCCCCGCCUCCCGCUGGCCCACACCCCGCUGACCGCCCUCCACCCCAUCCCCCCCCGCCUGGCAGGCCCCCCCGGAGGCAUCCGACUCACCCAGCUCACCUCCCUAUCAACGGGGGGCCUGGGUGGGUGCCCAGGGGGACCCCAUGGCCCCUCCCUAGGGAACCUGUUCCCACUACAGUACUCUGAGCUCUACCCUUUCUUCACCCGUUCCUACCUAGGGCCUGGGGGUGCUUACGGUAUAUACCCCAGUAGCAGGAUGAAAAGACGGCCCUCCUCCCACUUUGAGAUGGAACUCAAUGACUGCCCUCCUCAGAAGCUGGCCCGCCGUGUGUUCACCAACAGUCGGGAGCGCUGGCGCCAGCAGAACGUGAACGGCGCCUUCUCGGAGCUCCGGAAGCUCAUCCCAACCCACCCCACCGACAAGAAGCUCAGCAAGAACGAGAUCCUGCGGCUGGCCAUGAAGUACAUCAACUUCCUGGUCGGCCUCCUCGAGGACCAGGCCCUUGACAAGACCGGCCAUUCGCCUGAGGACCAGGCCCAAAAGGAGGAGGCUGAGGAGGGGGAAGAGGAGGAGGGAGAGGGCGGGGCUGUGGAGGAUCGGGACUCCAGUGAACGGUUUGAGAGUAGCGUUCCAUUGCCCCCCAGCCGUCUUCCGGCGGUAGAUCCGGCCCGGCCCGACUCCUGCGCGGCCCCCCGACACAUAGACUCCAGCCAUUCGCUGUUCAUGCUGGGCCACUCGCCGACAACCUCCAUUUGCUAUGGCGACACAGACAGUGAGGAAAGCUUUGGGACAAAGGCCUCGUCGGUGACCCGUGGCAUUCUGGGAAAGGUCAAGGGUCAGAUACGGACAAAGGCUGCAAAUGAUGUGCACUGACAUCAAUUGACAGCAUGGGACACAGGGACAGUGUUAGAGGUCAAAGGAGAAACAGGUAAUAAUAAUGGACACACACACACAAUGUUUUAUUAUUGACCAAAUACAUUUUGCCUGAGAAAUGUGAUUGAUGGGUGAUGAAAUGUUGUUUGUGUUCUGAAUUUUAUUGAAAUAUGUAUGCUUACAUUUGAGGUGUGCAUUCGAAAAUGUUACAUGAGACUUUACACAUGAUAAAAACAUGUUUAAUACAAUCACACAAGAACAAGCAAUGCUGUAAGAAUGUGAGAUCAAACACAAGCAUGCCCUUCUUUCGCAUUCUCUCUCUCUCUCUCUCUCUCUCUCUCUCUCUCUCUCUCUCUCUCUCUCUCUCUCUCUCUCUCUCUCUCUCUCUCUCUCUAACAGACAACGUUUUGUGUGAUUGCAUCACCCAGCAUCUGUGGUCAGAGCAUUGUCAAAGCCCCUCCUCUCACAACCGCAAGGCAAACUCUGAAGUAUCUUUUGGAUUUCACACUGGAAUGUUUCUUAUCAAACGGAGGCCGGCUUCACCAACAUUGUCCAGCUCACUUAUGCUCACCAAACAGGAGAAUUUGUUUGAUUGAUUUCAGUAAAUGUUCUCCUGAAGUGUAUCAUUUCUCUGGAGAGACGUGCUUCGUAAAUUUCGAUGAGAUGACUCAAAGGAAAAGGCAGAGAUGAUUAUUUGGUUACACAACACAUAAUAAAUGCAAAAGCAAUACAAAAAGAAAAUGUUUUUUAUCAUCUUAAAGGUACUUUUCCAGGCAAUGAAAUGAAACAUUGGACCACAGAUGUACUUAAUGACCGCGGUUUUGGAUGCUAUUGUUUCUGUUCCACUUGUGAAAUUUAUGAUCCCCCAGUUGCUGAUGGUAAACAUUGUGACACACUUGUACCAGACAGAAAUAUAACAUGUUUAAACGUUGCUGUUCCUUAUUUAACAUCCUCUUAUUGCACUUCAUCGCCAUCAUUUCUCAACUCCUCUGCAUUCGCAGUCAGAUUAGGGAAGCUUCUGGUAGCAUUUCAGUCACAGACGAAACUGGAGCUGGUUGCGAAAUGUUCUCCGUAGAUGUAUUUUUCUUUCCUUAAAUAAUAUUUUUUGUUGCUGAGAUCAGAGAAUGGCUAUUUAAGAGUUUGUGAACACGUGCCAUGAUAAUGGUCACACUCCUCCUUUAAGCCAGUAUUAAAUAUGUCAUCAGGGCCGGUGAUACCAGAGCAUAAACCAUUCUGCCGCCCUCCAAGGGGAGGGCUCUGUACUUCACUGAGCUAACAGAAAAUCACAAGUGAUACUUUUACAAAAAGUGACGUAACAUUAACGGACCGGACAUGGUGGCCCUGUGACUUUCCUUAUGAAAUGUUAGUUUACUCACCAUUCCACUAGGAUUCCCCUUUUCCUCCAAGUGUAGUUACAUAAGGGGGAGGAGGGAAAUGUGGUUGACAGAUCAAGGCAUUGGAAAGUCAUAGGACCUCAGCUCUGUCAGAGAGUUGGGUGUGGUCAGGGGUUUGGUGUUGGAGCAACUUUACUUAUUUUUUUAGGCCACAGCUAAUAAUAAAAAUGA